This is a messenger RNA of Cylicocyclus nassatus, 420 nucleotides long. The record is from the annotation of a GenBank genome assembly. Lineage: Eukaryota; Metazoa; Nematoda; Chromadorea; Rhabditida; Strongylidae.
AUGCGCCUCGACACAUGGUACAUCCUCACUGACAGAAUUUAUGAUCGACAGGUACAAGCUACUCUCAUGCCGAGAGGAAGGAGAUUUUACUGGCUGGAGACAGGAAGUAAACAAGAGUACGAUGUAAAAGCAGAAUCAGUGCUCAAAUGGUUCAAAGAAUUAAAGUUCGACUGGGUUGAUCAAGUAGAGCAACUCGAAAAAGGAAAUAAGGCACUGAAGGAAAAGAGUCAAAAACAAAUCGAAUGUAAGCAGUUGGAUUGGAGUGCUCAAACUGAGGGAACAGCCGAUGGCGAUCGGAAUGAGCACAAGGAACAAGGGAGUAAUCGCCAUGAAGAAAAGGAACAGAGGAAGGAAAAACUUCCAAAGCAGAACGAUGAGACAAUGGAUUGGAUGGCUUCAACUCACCAUAAAGAGAGAUGA